AUGGCCACCAACGGCGAAACCGGCGACGCGCCUGUCGAUAACACCCACACCCAGUCGCAGCGUUACCUAAGCACUCGCGGAGAGGACAGUGGUUUCUCCUUCGAAGACGUCGUCCUCAAGGGCCUUGCCAGCGACGGCGGUCUGUUCAUUCCCGAGCACAUCCCCCAAGUCGGUGACUGGCAGUCCUGGAUGGACCUCUCCUUCCCCGACCUGGCCCAUAAGAUCCUGUCUCUAUACAUCUCUUCCUCCGAGAUCCCUUCCGCCGACCUCAAGGACAUCAUCGACCGAAGCUACUCCACCUUCCGGGCUCCCGAGACCACGCCGCUCCGCCACCUCAAUGACAAUCUCUACCUCCUCGAGCUGUUCCACGGGCCGACCUUUGCCUUCAAAGACGUUGCUCUGCAGUUCCUCGGCAACCUGUUCGAGUAUUUCCUCGUGCGCAAGAAUGAGGGCAAGACCGGGAAGGACAGACACCAUCUGACUGUGGUCGGUGCCACGAGCGGUGACACCGGCUCUGCCGCCAUCUACGGCUUGCGAGGCAAGAAGGAUGUCUCCGUCUUCAUCCUCCACCCCAAGGGCCGUGUGAGCCCCAUCCAAGAAGCCCAGAUGACUACCGUUCUGGAUGACAACGUCCACAACCUUGCCGUCACCGGCACCUUUGACGACUGCCAAGAUAUCGUCAAGGCUCUCUUCGCCGACCCCGACAUCAACUCGACUCACAACCUCGGCGCCGUCAACUCCAUCAACUGGGCGCGUAUCCUGGCCCAGAUCGUCUACUACUUCCACUCCUACUUCUCCCUCGCCAAGUCCUCCGAAUCGUUCAACAUUGGCGACAAGGUCCGCUUUGUCGUGCCCACUGGCAACUUUGGUGACAUUCUCGCCGGCUACUUCGCCUUCCGCAUGGGUCUCCCCGUUGACAAGCUUGUCAUCGCCACCAACGAGAACGACAUCCUUCACCGAUUCUGGACGACGGGCAGAUACGAAAAGCAGCCCGCGCCUCCCUCGGAGGCCACUGGCGGCCUCGCACAGGACGGUGUCAAGGCGCACGAGGACGGCGUCAAGGAGACCCUCAGCCCCGCCAUGGACAUUCUUGUCUCCAGCAACUUUGAGCGGCUGCUAUGGUUCCUGGCCUACGAGUUUGCUUCCAGCGCCGGCAUGGACGACGAGUGGAACAAGAGGCAGGCUGGCCAGGAGGUGUCCUCCUGGCUCAAGGACCUCAAGACCAAGGGCGGGUUCGGCCCGGUCUACCAAGACGUGAUCAACUCUGCCCGCCGUGACUUUGAGAGUGAGCGCGUCAGCGAUCCCCAGACCAUUGAGACCAUCAAGGGCUACUACAACAAGAUCGGCUACGUUUUGGACCCUCACUCCGCCAUCGGCGUCGCCGCUUCCGAGCGGUCCAUUAGCCGUGCGGGACCCGAGGUGCCUCACAUCUCGCUCUCGACGGCCCACCCGGCCAAGUUUGCCGGGGCCGUCGAUCUUGCGCUCAAGGAGGAGCCCGGUUUCAAUUUCGAGGAGAAGGUGUUGCCGUCUGAGUUCAUCGGCUUGGAGGAGAAGGAGAAGAGGGUAACAGAGAUUACCAACGACUGGCAGAAGGUGCGUGAGGCCGUUAGGGCCCAGGUCGACGAGGAGCUCAAGGCUGCUGCCGAGAGCUGA
Colletotrichum graminicola M1.001 is the source of this 1653-nucleotide messenger RNA. Its product is annotated as threonine synthase. Gene Ontology annotation, biological process: L-threonine biosynthetic process. The transcript is spliced from 4 exons. Gene Ontology annotation, molecular function: pyridoxal phosphate binding; threonine synthase activity. The coding region runs from base 1 to 1653 and encodes 550 amino acids. Lineage: Eukaryota; Fungi; Ascomycota; Sordariomycetes; Glomerellales; Glomerellaceae. The record is from RefSeq and is a predicted model, not a curated record.